AUGCCAAAAUUCAUGAGACCAUACAUUGAGGGAAUUGUGGAUGUUAUUGGUGACAGACAUUGUGGAUUUAGGGCUAUUGCCGAACGCGUGGGUUUGAUGGAAGAAAGUCAUGUUAUGGUGCGGAGAGCACUUAUUAAAGAGUUGAAAGAGCAUAUGAACAAAUACACCAAGGUAUAUGCGAGGGAGGACCGUUACAAGUACAUUUUGGAUGGAUUGCAUCCCCCCAAAAAUCCUUGUAGCUUUGCACCUCCCGACAAAUGGUUGACAUUGCCGGAUAUGGGACACAUCAUUGCAUCUUGUUACAAUAGGCCGGUGGUGGAGAUGACUACCCUUGAUAUUGGAGUCUCCGAGACUUUUUUCCCACUUAGAGGUGUGCCUCCGGUUAAUCCGAAAAGCAACAUGAUUUGCCUUGGUUUGAUCCCAAAUCAUUUUGCCAUUCUUUCGUUGAAAGAUGGUUGUCCACUACCUCCAUCAUCCACGGAGUGGAGAAAUCAUAGGAGCGAUGAGGCAAAAACAUGA
Molecule: messenger RNA, 519 nt
Organism: Medicago truncatula (barrel medic)
Lineage: Eukaryota; Viridiplantae; Streptophyta; Magnoliopsida; Fabales; Fabaceae
Exons: 1
Coding region: 1-519 (172 amino acids)
Source: RefSeq, a predicted model, not a curated record